AUGUCUCACCAUGCUGAAUUCAUGGCUGUCCUCCCCGAGGAUGUCCGUGCUAAGGUCAAGGCCCUUCAUGCCGAUGACUCUCUCGGACACUUGGAGCGUUUCGACAAGGUGUCGGAUCUGAUUCUGUCGCUGCCAAAGGACACUCAGGACAAGCUCCUCGCCCUUCCCCAGCCCCCAUCAAACCCCUCCGUCCCAGCCGAACUGCAGGCCAAAUUCGACGGUAUCCACAAACUGCCAACGCUGAAGGAACGAUUCGCAAAGACCAGGGAGGUGAUCGCCUCUCUCCCUGAAGAAGUCCGCGACAAGAUCCGCGCCGAAAUCAAGUCCAAAAUGGGCCUG
Molecule: messenger RNA, 339 nt
Organism: Mesorhabditis spiculigera
Lineage: Eukaryota; Metazoa; Nematoda; Chromadorea; Rhabditida; Rhabditidae
Source: the annotation of a GenBank genome assembly